This is a messenger RNA of Phytophthora sojae, 261 nucleotides long. Its product is annotated as Kazal-like serine protease inhibitor domain-containing protein. Bases 1 to 261 code for a protein of 86 amino acids. The record is from RefSeq and is a predicted model, not a curated record. NCBI's taxonomy places the organism in Eukaryota, Oomycota, Peronosporomycetes, Peronosporales, Peronosporaceae. Gene Ontology annotation, molecular function: protein binding. The transcript has a single exon.
AUGAAGUUUGCCGUUGCAGCCGUUCUCGCCUCGCUCCUAAUCGCCGGAAUCUCCGCUGACGAAACUUGGGCCUGCGCCAAUGUCCCCUACAUUAAGUGCGACCAUGACAACACAGAAGUCUGCGCAAGCAACGGCGUCACCUACAAGAAUUCAUGCGAGUUCAGCAAGGCCAACUGCGACAACAAGGGCAUGAGAGUGCUGCACCAGGGCAUGUGCAAUAGGAGCGAGGGUGGCCGGCGAUUGAGAGACGUCGAGGCUUAA